This is a messenger RNA of Hemibagrus wyckioides, 3744 nucleotides long. RefSeq names its product solute carrier family 7 member 10b (gene slc7a10b). Bases 58 to 1632 code for a protein of 524 amino acids. Gene Ontology annotation, molecular function: L-amino acid transmembrane transporter activity; neutral L-amino acid transmembrane transporter activity. NCBI's taxonomy places the organism in Eukaryota, Metazoa, Chordata, Actinopteri, Siluriformes, Bagridae. The record is from RefSeq and is a predicted model, not a curated record. The transcript is spliced from 11 exons. Gene Ontology annotation, cellular component: membrane. Gene Ontology annotation, biological process: D-alanine transmembrane transport; D-serine transmembrane transport; amino acid transmembrane transport.
UGAGAGCAGUUCAAGAGAGGGAGAGCCGAGCUCGCUUUUUGGGAGCUGCUCGCUGAAAUGCAUGGAGCGGAGCGGCAGAGAAACGCCAAGCACAAGGCCGAGGCUCAGGCGAGCACCAUGAAAGACGGAAAGAUAAAGUGCGACACGAUCCCGGAGCGAGUGACCCUCAAAAAAGAAAUAGGACUGCUGAGCGCCUGCACCAUCAUCAUCGGUAACAUCAUUGGCUCUGGGAUCUUCAUCUCUCCUAAAGGGGUGCUGGAACACUCGGGUUCUGUUGGAUUGGCACUGGUGGUAUGGACAUUAGGAGGGGGUAUCGCUGCUCUUGGCUCUCUCUGUUAUGCUGAACUUGGGGUCACUAUUCCUAAGUCAGGGGGAGACUACUCCUAUGUUACAGAGAUUUUUGGAGGCCUUAUCGGGUUCCUGCUUUUAUGGAGUGCAGUACUGAUCAUGUACCCUACUACUCUAGCUGUAAUAGCCCUCACUUUCUCCAACUACGUUCUACAGCCAGCCUUUCCCAACUGCGUUCCUCCUUACAUGGCCACACGUAUGCUCUCCGCCGUCUGCAUUUUAUUUCUGACAUGGGUAAACUGCUUCAGUGUGCGUCUGGCCACACGGAUCCAAGAUAUCUUCACUGUAGGGAAGCUUCUGGCCCUGGGCCUCAUUAUAGCUGUGGGACUGUUCCAGAUCUACGAAGGUAAUUACAAGGGUCUUACACCACAAGUAGCGUUUGAAUUUUAUAAGACACCAUCAGUGGGGCAGAUUGCUCUGGCAUUCCUUCAGGCCUCCUUCGCCUUUAGUGGCUGGAACUUUCUCAAUUACGUCACAGAAGAGGUGGUGGAUCCCAGAAGAAAUCUUCCACGUGCAAUUUACAUCUCCAUUCCACUGGUAACCAUUGUGUACACGCUCACCAAUAUCGCCUACUUCUCCUCCAUGUCCCCCGAGGAGCUGUUAUCCUCCAAUGCUGUGGCUGUAACAUUUGGUGAGAAGCUGCUUGGAAUGUUCUCCACCAUCAUACCCAUCUCUGUGGCACUCUCCACAUUUGGAGGAAUCAAUGGCUACCUCUUCACCUCAUCCAGACUCUGUUUCUCCGGUGCGAGAGAAGGACAUUUACCCAGCUUGCUAGCUAUGAUUCACUUUAAGAGUUGCACCCCAAUUCCAGCCCUGCUUGUCUGUUGCACUGCAACAAUUGUAAUCAUGUGCAUUGGUGAAACACAUAACCUUAUAAACUAUGUGUCCUUCAUCAACUACCUCUCCUAUGGAGUCACUAUUGCUGGCUUGCUGUAUUACAGAUGGAAGAAGCCAAACCUGUACAGGCCUAUCAAGGUGAGUUUGUUUGUUCCUGUGUGUUACCUGCUGUUCUGGGUCCUGCUGCUGGGCUUCAGUCUGCAUUCAGAGCCUGUGGUCUGUGGAGUCGGACUGGUCAUCAUGCUCACUGGAGUACCUGUAUACUUUCUGGGAGUGUACUGGAAAGACAAGCCAAAGUGUAUCUAUAACUUCAUUGAGUGGGCCACGUAUCUGGGUCAGAGAGUGUUUUUUGUGGUUUUCCCCCAAGUUGACCCCAUUGAAGACAUAACGCCGAGAGAAUGGACGGAUAAGUCUUCUGCCAUUAGCAAGGCCUCUGGACCUGUUUGACUUUUAUUUUAUUUUUUUGGUUUGUUUAUUACCUUAAUUAUAUCAUAUUUUUGUCAAACCAUAGUUGUCCUGUUAUUUUAAAGCCCCAAAAUAAGGUUCAUGGGUAAAUAUUCAAACACAAAUAUCUAUAAGCCUUGUAUAGUUUUUUUUUUUUGUAUUUACUGCUACAUGUAAGUUAAUGUCACUAUGUUAACACCUCAAAUGGACUUCCCAUAGAUGUACAUUUCAAUAUUUCUAAACAUUUCUAACAAUUUAAUAUAUCGUUUAUUGUCUGAAAUAUUUCAGUAUGUUUUUUUUAACUGGAUCAAUUCAGAAUAAAAAAACCUUAGGUUUUUUAAGCACUGUCAGGUAUUUCCCUGCUAGUUGUCUGUGUGUAUAUAUACUUGAAAUACAUAAUAAUGGAGACAUAAGAGCUAAUGCUGACUAUAUUUAUUGCAGUGUGGCAGUUAGAGAAGUCCUUGUAUUUUGUCUUGUAUGUUACCUCUUUAAAGCACAGCUAGAAAUCUGGCGUUCAGGAAAGUAUUAGCUUUGCUAAUUAAGCAGGGUGCGUGACAACCUAUGCCUUAUCUUACCAACUCAGUUCUGGAGAAAUCUGAUCAUUUAUAAAGUAUUCUAAUGGUUAUUCUUUAUAUCCUUUUAGACUUGCAUUCUAAUCAAACAAUCUAAUAUUUGAUUAUUGUCUAUAAUUAUAGUGAGUGCAGGUGAACCAUAUUCCUCUACAUACAUAUCAGAAGUAAGCAUUCGUUAUAAUAACUGAAAAAUAACGCAACUAUAUGUUUGUCAAAAAUCUUCCUAACAAAUACUCAGCUGUGUCUUUUUGGAGCUAGUCUCUAAAACCCUUUUCAGUCCAACUCCAUGCACAGAGCAGCUCGAAUGGUUGAAGGUUGUUGAUUUGGCAGACCAUUUCAUUACUGACAAGCCUGCUUCAUUUCACUUCAAAUAUGUUGUCCUGUGUAACUAUGGGUAUAUAUGUGGUCAGUGAAAACAGUUGGGACAUUUCAGGAAACAGGCAAGGUGUCCCUAAACCGUGGGUGUAAAUAUUCUUGCAGAGCCACUGAACCGGAUAGCAUUGUCUCUCUUUUGUUUUCCUGUUUUGUUUUGUUUUGUUUUGUUUGUUUUAAAUAGAUGUCCUAUAUAAUAAGUAGGUGAUAUAAGGGGGAGAUAUCAAACUGCCAGAAAUCAAGCACUGUAUCAGUUACUUUAAGCUGUACUUUUGUUUUCUUUUUCUUUCAACAUGCUCAUUUUACCUAUGCAGACCUAUUGUAGAAGAAAGAGUUUUCAAUGUGAGAUUUGAAACUGUAAAUUAUUUGUAUAGUUUAUUUCCAGUGGAAGAGAUACUUCCAUGGUUACCCGUUGUCUGUCUCUUUUUGUAAAUGAUAAAAUGGUUUAACAGUUCUGGUCAUGAAUAAAGAAUAAUUAAUACUAUUUUUCGAUUUAUUUUUGAUUAUUAGGUGUAAUUAUUACAGAGUGGUUGAGUUCGGUGUCUGUCUCAUUAAUUAGACUUUCUGCGGAACGUUGUUCUUAAAAGGCACCGCUGGGAUUCGAACCCAGGAUCUCCUGUUUACUAGACAGGCGCUUUAACCAACUAAGCCACGGCGCCGCUGACGUUCGGUUCAAAAUUUCCUUUCUUCGCUUUGCUCUACAGGGCUGAAUUUUUAAGAAUACGUCAUGAGUUAUGAGUGACCUUAUCGAUCUCCUUGUUCUUCGACAGCCAGAGAUCCUAGGGGCAAGAAGCUAGGAGUACGCUAGCCAUAUGUCCUCAAAGGGGCUAAUAUUUUUGUCACGUCAACAAUAUCCCCUGUCGAAGUUAUCAAAAAUUAAACAGCAAAAAAAAAUUAAAAGCAAUUUUAGGAGUAAAUGACUAAAUAGUGCAGUAGUUACAGACGCGGCGGCUUUAUAAACAGUAGAUGGCGACAAAUAGACUUAUAUUGCCAAAAGUUUUGGGACACCCCUCCAAAUCACUGAAUUCAGGAGAUGUUUUUCAGGUGUUAAUCUUGGCCUCUUAGUUCCAGUGAAAGGAACUCUUAAUGCUUCAGCAUACCAAGACAUUUUGGACAUUUUCAUGCUCCCAACUUUGUGGGAACAGUUUGGGGAUGACCCCUUCCUGUUCCA